AUGAAUCAGAUUACCAGAAAAAUGUGGGGAUUAGACCUCAAGAAAACCAUCCUCUGGCGUGCAUCUCUUCUCCGGCGAUGUGCUCGAUCUCUAUGGCACCAAUUUCUUGCUUGUUGGAUCGGAAAAUCUAUCCGGUACCGUCAUUUAUUGCAUUCCGGUUCCGGCCCUUUGAUUCCGACUUCUCAUCGUCGUCCUCGUCGGCCGGAAAGGACAACGACGGCGAUGGAUGUUGCCACCGUGUACCACCAGUUUCCUUCGGUAGAAAUGACAGCCUCUAGCGGCGAUGGAUUCGCUUCCGGCGAAAUGACGUCAUCCUGCGGCGGCUCUGAUCAUGAUAAAGAGGGUUCCGAUUUGGUGGCUUUGAAGAUCAGUUUGUUGGGUGAUCAACACAUCGGCAAAACAAGCUUCUUGGCGAAGUACGUUGGGAAAGAGAAGAAUGAAGAAGAAUUAAAAGACAGAGGAAUAAAUCAAAUGGAUAAAACACUUUGUGUUAGAGGAGCCAGGAUCUCCUACAGCAUCUGGGAAGUGGGUGGUGAUGCAUUUUAUCCAGAUGGUGAUUUAAGGACUUCGAUUCCCGCCGCUUGUAAAGACUCGGUUGCCAUAUUAUUCAUGUUCGAUUUAACGAGUCGAUGUACACUUAACAGUGUCAUCAAUUGGCACCAGCAAGCUCGGUAUCAUAAUCAGAUGGCGAUACCGGUUAUGGUAGGGAGCAAGUUUGACGAAUUCGUCAAGCUUCCGUUGGAUUUACAGUGGACGAUCGCAAACCAGGCAAGAACGUAUGCGAAGGCCAUAAACGCAACCUUGUUCUUCUCGAGUGCAUCUUACAACAUAAAUGUAAAUAAAAUCUUCAAGUUCGUAACUGCAAAGCUCUUUGACUUGCCUUGGGUUUUGGAGCGUAAUCUUACAAUUGGGGAGCCUAUCAUCGAUUUUUGACGUGGGAUUUUGCUAUGCAUAGAUUCAGACCCUCCUCAACGUUUACGUUUGUGAACGUAAAUGUGAAUAGUAAAGAAGUGGUUGUGAGGAAGUGGUGGUAGAAUCGAUCAUUGUAUUUUCCAUGUUAUCAUUUUUAGUUAAGUGAGAUUCCAAGGGUUUUUCUGUAUGUGUUUUUCCGUUUCUUGUUGUUUACUUGAUUCUGAAUGUAUUGGAGAGCUUGGUGGAGGUAUCGAGGCUUCCCCGUCUUCAUGUAAAACUUGUCACUGCACAUUAGUUGAUUACGUACAAGAGAUCCUUCAGGGGUCUUUGUUGUUCU
Messenger RNA from Cynara cardunculus var. scolymus (artichoke), 1249 nucleotides. Its product is annotated as septum-promoting GTP-binding protein 1-like. The record is from RefSeq and is a predicted model, not a curated record. The coding region runs from base 1 to 933 and encodes 310 amino acids. Lineage: Eukaryota; Viridiplantae; Streptophyta; Magnoliopsida; Asterales; Asteraceae. Gene Ontology annotation, molecular function: GTP binding; GTPase activity. The transcript has 6 exons.